Messenger RNA from Rhizoctonia solani, 603 nucleotides. RefSeq lists its product as uncharacterized. Bases 1 to 603 code for a protein of 200 amino acids. NCBI's taxonomy places the organism in Eukaryota, Fungi, Basidiomycota, Agaricomycetes, Cantharellales, Ceratobasidiaceae. The transcript has 4 exons. The record is from RefSeq and is a predicted model, not a curated record.
AUGGCUCCGAUCACUGUUCGCAAAGCCAAGAAAUCUAGUACCAAGUUCAAUCUUCCAAGAAUACCGAAGUCAACCAAACUCCCAUUCCCAAGCGUACUUGUCCAGGCUUGGGAUUCAUCUGGCGAAAGUGGACGUCCUACUAAAUCCACCCGCAUUGCGCUAGCUGCCGAUUUCGGACGAUGCUUAAAACAAGUGAACAACUUUUACACCAAUCGUCGCCAGGACGUGACCAACCUAAAGAGAGACUUGGGACGCGAGGUGACUGAAGAGGAGGUUGAUAGUUUGCUCUGGGCCAAGUACAAGGGGACGGUUGAAGAGCGCCAGGAAGCCAAGCAGAAGGGGCCAUCAAUAUGCGCCAGCUCGGGUUCGUCGAGCAAGUCAUCGAGCCCUGCCCCAAGCCUGAUUACGAGUGAAUACUCAAGCGGAGAUGGUGCUAAUUCUGAAAGCUCUGUUGAAUCCGUAUCUUCUGUUGAUCCAUUCAGUACCAAAUCGAGCUAUUCACAAUGGCUGGCCACAAUCACUCCUGCGAUGGCUGCACUGCUCAUGGUAGUUGAUGAAAAGUUGGCAGAGCUCGAACUCUCCAAGGGUGCUAACUCUUUCUGA